Molecule: messenger RNA, 970 nt
Organism: Brassica napus (rape)
Lineage: Eukaryota; Viridiplantae; Streptophyta; Magnoliopsida; Brassicales; Brassicaceae
Product: SKP1-like protein 13
Exons: 1
Coding region: 323-811 (162 amino acids)
Biological process (GO): SCF-dependent proteasomal ubiquitin-dependent protein catabolic process
Cellular component (GO): nucleus; cytoplasm
Molecular function (GO): cullin family protein binding
Source: RefSeq, a predicted model, not a curated record
UGUAUGUUCUAUGAAUUUCAGUUAGGUUUUUCAGUCAAUUUUUCGGUUUGAUUAAUAAAAAAAUUUCGAAGAAUAUUUCAGUGAAUUUUGUAAUCCAAUUUUAUAAAACAAAAUUUAAUUGAAAAUUUCAUUAAAAAUUUUACUCUCACUAGAUGUAAACUUGAUGUGCUUCUACUAAACGCCUUUAAAUACACCAAUAUGCAUUGGCUCAUAACUUCUUCAUUCACCACCUUUACUUAAUUCAUUAGCUCUCUCUCUCUCUCUCUCUCUCUCUCUCUCUCUCUCUCUCAGCUCUUUCAUCACCACGCAGCAAAGAAAGACGAUGGAGAAGGAGAAGAAGAUGAUCGUGUUGAAGAGCUCCGACGAUGAAUCCUUUGAAGUCGAUGAAGCCGUCGUACUCCAAUCUCAGCCCUUGUCGCAUGUUGUUGAAGAUUGCAACGGUCCUGAACACAAGAUUGAGAACGUCACAGGCAAGAUCCUCGCGAAGGUAAUCGAAUACUGCGAGAACCACGCCGUCGUCGUCGACGACGGUGGUGCCAAUUCUUCUUCCGCCGCCUCCGGCGAUGCUCUCAAGAAGUGGGACGAUGAGUUCAUCACGCAAAUGGAUCUGUCGACGGUCUACGAUCUCAUCAAGGCUGCGAACUACCUAAUCAUCAAAGGUCUUUUUGAUCUCGCUUGCCAGAGAGUCGCUGACGAGAUCGCGGCAUGCAAAGACCACGAGGAGAUUCGCGCAACGUUGGGCAUCGUGAGUGACUAUACAGCAGAGGAGGAAGCAGAGGUUCUCAAGGAGAACGAGUGGGCUUUUGAUUGAUGAAUGACCGAGCGGGUUAAUCUAAACCCUAGCUAGAUAGUCUUUCUUUUCGAAUCUUUGUGUUUGUAUGUUGUUUACGGAUCUUUAGAUCAAUAAUAGUUGAAGUUGGCUUUCUUGUUUUGAUUUUGAUAAUAUCAACAGUGUUCUUGAUCGAUAUUA